Messenger RNA from Lycium ferocissimum, 859 nucleotides. RefSeq lists its product as uncharacterized. The transcript is spliced from 4 exons. Gene Ontology annotation, molecular function: zinc ion binding; nucleic acid binding. The annotation marks the transcript as partial. The record is from RefSeq and is a predicted model, not a curated record. Lineage: Eukaryota; Viridiplantae; Streptophyta; Magnoliopsida; Solanales; Solanaceae.
AUGCCUGCAAAGAGGAAGACUUCUAAUAUUAGAAGGGUAGCUGCUAAUACUGCAAGGACAGAGGCUAUUCGAGCCACUCUGGAUCAGCGUCAGGAAUCUGGGGCAAGUUCGGGGAAUAAUGGAGAGUCUUCUAAGACUAAGGACUUUCUCAGGAUGAAUCCCUCAGUCUUCACGGGGACAAAGAAAGACGAGGACCCUCAGGAUUACAUUGAUGCCCUCAAGAAAAUCUUUAGGGUUAUAACUGUCACAGAGACUGAGGCAACUACUUUUGGAGCUCAUCCGCUGCAAGGCAUUGACCAUUUCAUGCCAAUAGAAGUCAGAAAAGCUAAGGCUGAGCAAUUCCUGAAGCUUAAGCAAAAUGGCAAGUCAGUUCAGGACUACUAUUUGGAAUUUGUUAGUCUAGCUAAGCAUGCUCCACUUAUGAUACCGAACAUGAGGGCGAGAGUGAGGAGGUUUGUUUAUGUUCUUGAUCCGCACUUGUACGAUGGGGCCAAUAUUGCUUUACAAAAUGGGGAAAUGACUAUCUCUAAGAUGGUUGCUUUUGCUAUUGUGGGGCAGAAGACAUAUGAUAUUCCGAGUUGUAAUAAGUGUGGUAAGAGACACCCAGGUGAGUGUCGUAUGGGUAUGGAUGUAUGCUAUGGUUGUGGCCAGUGGGAUCAUUUUCAGAGAGAUUGUCCGUCGGCUAGGCAAGGUACCAGGGGUAACGUGGCACAGUCCACAAACUCAGCAGCUUUUCGUAACAAUCAGGCCCAGCAGGGGCACAAUACAGCUAAGCCUGGAAACGCAGAUGGAGGACGAACCCGUUUGUAUGCGUUGACAGGUCGUCAGGAUACAAAAGCUCGUGCAGAUGUGGUCACAG